CAAGUUUCACGUUUCCCGAUAUUUUGACAUUAAAAUAAUUAUCGCUUCAGUAUACCACUGAGUGUGUGUUUGUGGAUAUUUUGGAUAUUGAAAUUGUGUACUACAGAGCGUGUAUUUAUGGAUAACGAGAUCGAUUGAUAUACCUAUCAAAAGGUGAAAUUUCAAAAUGCGUGUAACAGUACAUGGACUAUGCCCUGCUGAACUUUUUCAAGAAUAACGACUGCACAGCAAGCAAGUUGCACAUUUUGCGAUGUCGGACAUGUUUACUUUUAGCGAUGCCGACCGUUACAACAAUAUAUUACAAAUGCUGAUACGAUGUUGUGUUAAGGUCACGAAACGGCUUCUGCCAAUGUUUGUGUCGUCGCUUGGCUACACAUGUGUGGAUCAAUUCCUUUCGAAAGAAAAAGCUCAUAUAUUAAAGAUGCCAUCUGCUUCUGAGAAAAAAAAUAGAGACAUAUUAUAUCCGCCAUUUCGGACACAAACACAAAUCGAGGAAUGGGACAUGUCCUUACUUAGUUGUGUUUUUACUCAAGUUCAAAGAAAGCUCUUAUGCUAUGAAAUCGCAGAUCCAAUUGACCCAGUUCUUAUGCACUACAAACUCAAAGUGCUUGCAUCAACAGUUGGUCAACAAUACGAAGACAAACUUUACCCUAGGUCCGGAAAGUCAACAGAGGUGAACACGUGGAAUAUGUCCUUAUGCUCUUGUCUUUUCUCGGUGUUGUGUCCAAAACCACACACAUUACAUGUUAGAUUGGCAGAGUCCUUGAAUGUUUUGAGAGAGAUGAGGAACACUCUUUGUCAUUCAAAAAGGCUAGAGAUGGAACAUGUAGUUUACGAAGAACACAUAUCUGUUUUAAAAGAAUUCAUUUCCUCUGGGCUGACAUAUAUUGGAGAUGUUGCUUUUGAAACUGAAAUAAAGGAAGGUAUGGAUGACAUUGAACAUGGAAAAAUGAGAAGUUAUGUUGCGAUUGAUCAUAAGCAUCUUCAAGAGUCUUAUGAAAGUGACAGAGAAAUAAGCCAUAGGUUGGACGGCUUAGAAAAAGCUAUGCAACAACUCACGUUACAGCUACAGAACGAUCAAGGCGAGAUGACGCUUUCGUUGUAUUUAGAAAAACUGAAAGAUGACCCAAAAAACUUCCUCUAUUCAUCUUUUGUGGACGUGUUUACGCAGCUUGUAGAAAAAAAAGCACCUGAAAUUGUUGGAGAAAUACAUCCGGACAUGAAAGAUUUUAUUAUCCAUGUCAUUUUUGAGACUUGGAAGAUUUUUGACAAUCCUUGUGAGGGAAGGCAUAUUACAGGAGCCAAACGAGAGUGCCUGAAGAUACAGCUCAACUUUGACAAUGCCGUUUGGAUGUGGAAGUUCAUCAAGUUCUACAUAUCAGGGACUAUUGACUCUUUAUUGGAACCAAUUCAAACACUUUUAAGGACCAAAAAAGAAUUUGAAAAGUUGGAAAUGACAGUCGUCCUACCGGAUGUGUUUGCUGUUUUAAAUCAAUCAGGUAAACCUAAAGAGAUUGACUCUAGCAUUACGAUGUGCGUAUUGGAAUUGUUGAACCAAAAGUUGAUUCCAUCAGAAGACAAAGAACAGGACGAUAGUGUUCGCAAGAGUCUUCCAUUGAAGUUGACAAAUAUUCAGCAUGAUGUAGAAAAUCAAUUGAAAAGUGUAGUUCAACACGUGGUUAAAUGCAAAGACUGCGAUGAGAUGCUUUGCUCUGAUUGUGCCCGAGUUCAUAGAAAUUUGAAGAUGUCUAGAGAUCCCAUUAUGAUAGAUAUGAUCCUGCUGCGUGGAGACAGGCUGAUACUGGCUGAUCAAUGCAUUGAAAAUGUGAAAAUAGUUGACCUGGGGACAAACAACCUGAUGUCUAAGAUCAAUGUGCCAGGUCGCCUAACGGGUAUUUGUCUCCUCCCCGGGGACAGGGUGGCUGUAUGUUCAGAAAAUCGAGGUAUUCAUUUCCUGAAGGCUCGGGGACAACUGUCCCUUGAAGAAAGCAUAAAGGUGGGCUAUGGAUGUCAAUCUGUUUGUUACCAUAAUGAAAGGUUAAUAGUAGCUUUCGAUAGUGGAAAAGUGGUUAUAAUGGACAUGACUGGAAAAGUGACGAAAGACAGUAAUGACAGUGGGAAGCCGAUCUUUUCCACUUAUUUAUCUCUGGCAGUGGUCAGUGAAGGCCAGGAAGCAGUGAUAUUUGUGUCCGAAUAUCAGAAGGACACCAUCAUCAAGCUGGACAUGGAUCUAAACAUCCUGCAGACAUUCCAGGAUCCUGCACUGAUAGGUCCAAGAGGCAUGACUGUAGUGGGAAGCCAGCUGCUUAUCUGUGGUUAUGAUAGUAACAACAUCAUGUGCCUACACCUGCCGAAUAGCCAGAUGAUCCAGCUGCUUGGGGAGAAUGAUGAUAUACAGUACCCAUUGCAUGUCUGCUUCAGUCAGCAGCAAAACAUGCUAUAUGUCGCAAGUGAUGAUAAAAGUGUACGUGAGUAUAGACCAUGCGCAUUACUUAAUCAUCACGUGCAAAAGGGUGAAAUACAAACAAAAUUUACUUCGAGCUGGCUUAUAGAAGCCUUACGUCUCUUAUGUUAAGUGUUUGUUUUGUUAUGUGUUUUUUUCAACAAUUCAAUAUAUAUAUAUUCUGAAACAGAUAAUAUACUUUUUUCACGUGUCCAGCACUGAGUCUUAUUUUCUGAGAUGGCAACGGAGUGCUUGUUAAUUUAGGUGAUUGACUGUAAAAUACUUUUUCUUGCAAAUUUUGAGCUACGAAGUGAUUUUUUUCUCGACAUGAAUAGCCCCGCCUCCUUUUUCCCUUUAAAGACACCCAUCUGAAAAUUUAUAAACACAAUCGUUAGAUUUUUGCCUUAUAAUACCUGGAAAUACAGAAUUAGAAUUACGACGAUCAUUUGCAAUCAAGUAUUAAUUUAUUAGACACCAAAUGAACAUUAAAGUUUGCGAAGCAGUGUGGUAGUUCGUCAUAAUUUAAAAAGAUCGAAAAUGAUAUUAAUUCAGUUAAUUGUUAAUUUUCAUGUUAUGAAUUUGCUACAGUUUUUUUCACAAUUUGUUUCCAACUAAAUUACAAUUCAUGAGCACUACAACCUAUUCAUUUGCACCACAACGUUCAGAAAAUCGAGCAUAGUGCAGCAAGUAUAACAAAUAAAGUUCGUAAAUUUGUAACGAGGCAACCUUUUGUCAAUAAAAAAGCCACACACAUGUAAAGAAAUUGCUUAAACCUAGGUAAGAUUACAAUGCUCACGAAAAUCCAGAUUUUUACGUUGUCAACACUAACGUCUAGCAAGUUAUGCAAGUUCUAGAUGAUCAGAUUUGAACUUUUAUUCAGAACGUUUACAUUUAGAACAACUCAUAGCCAUUCCUAUGUGGAACUACAUUCUCCAAUUUAUUUAAUUUACUCCUAUAAACCUCUAAAAAUGAAAAAUAAGAAACCAUACUCUCUGUUUACAUCCAUAUUCCAAUCAUUGGCACUAUAACGGAAGACGCGUUGGAGCAUUUUCAACACAUCACAAAAUUUUAUGGCUCCAAUGAUUGCCUGACGUGAUACAUAUAGGACUGUUUUAGUAUUUCAACAAUUGUAACGACAAACGCUUCUUCACGUUAAUUCUCGUCGAUGGUAAUUUAGUAUGAUGUCAAUGAGUGUCAAAUAGUAAUCAUUAUUGAAUAGACGAAAUAAUUAUUUUUGGUAAAGAUCUCACCAUAAAAAAUAUCGUGAUUUCGAAUUACUUUAUACUCUCUUUCAAGUGAUGGUAUUACUGUAAAUACAUGUAUGUUGAAGUGAGUGGGUAUAAGCAUACGUCUAGUACGAGGAUUCUUUAUUUGCGGUUUAAAACGAUGAUUUCACUUAUAUGUCCAGUAUUUAUUUUAUAACAAGUAUAUAUUUUUGGACAAAUUGAUAUAUCAAAAUAGUCCUUUAUAAUCAAAAUUACUAAAACUCAAUUUGAAAUGAUCUUCUCCAAAAUAUAACCUUAGUUCAAACCCAUAAUCUUCAGCGUCUCCUGCAUUAAAUGAAAUUUUAAAUAUGCCAAUCUGCAUUCCAAAAGCUAAUACAUUUGAACAUUAAGAUGUUUACUUUUGAAGAUACAGAUCGAGUAAUGAUCAUGUAAAAAGAUAUUGACACAAAGGGAAAUCUUUGUGUGUUUUAGUAUAAAUAUGUGUAUAUUGAUUGUUUUAUUCGUUUUACAGCUUGGUGAUGGUAAAGUCUUAUUUUGUGUGAUUAAGAUUACAGCUUGGUAUUUUCAACAUAAAAAUAUUAAAAAAUCGCCAAGAAUGAACAUUUAUUGAAGUGUCAAAGGCGCUUACAAUGUUACUACUGUUUUUUUUUAUAUCGUGAGAUGUAAUUUGAUAUAUUUAUAUUUAUGAGAAAUCCGUGUCUGACUAUGACUAUUUUUAUAUGUUUUGAGGUAUUAAGUAACAAAUGAUCAAACGACUUUAUUUGUAAGAAUAUAUAGAAAUUAGUUUUUAAGCAGUUUGGUCACUUUAAAGUUUAGUAAAAUACGUUUCUGGUUGAUUUAGUCGGAAAUGAUAUUAACUACAUGUAACUUCAUCUCUAAUUCUGGUUAGUUUAUUAGAUUGAUUUAACCCCUAGUGACAAACAGUUUUUUUUUCCCAAUUUUCCUCAAAUAGCAGUGCACACCAAUAACUGGCGUUGCAUUUGAUUAACUAGUUCAACCACUGAUCAUAUUAAUAUUAGUUCUCAAAUAACAGUAGCUUAUCAUGUAUAUGUUAUAUAAAGUUUGAAUGAUUUGGUUUCUAAUAAUUUCUUUGUUGUUUAGUAAGAAUGUUUUGGUCACUAAUGUUUACUAUGUAAUAUAAUGUUUGAAUGAUUUGGUCAGUAAUAUUUGUUUGUUGAAUAUUAAGAAUGGUUUGGUCACUUAUAGUUGCUAUGUUAUAUAAAGUAAGAAUGGUUCGGUCACUAAUAAUUUCUUUGUUGUUUAGUAAGAAUGUUUUGGUCACUAAUGUUUACUAUGUAAUAUAAUGUUUGAAUGAUUUGGUCAGUAAUAUUUGUUUGUUGAAUAUUAAGAAUGGUUUGGUCACUUAUAGUUGCUAUGUUAUAUAAAGUAAGAAUGGUUCGGUCACUAAUAAUUUCUUUGUUGUAUAGUAAGAAUGUUUUGGUCACUAAUAUUUACUAUGUAAUAUAAUGUUUGAAUGAUUUGGUCAGUAAUAUUUUAGUUGCAUAUUAAAAAUGGUUUGGUCACGUAUAUUUGCUAUGUUAUAUAGAGUUUGAAUGGUUUUGUCACUACUAAUGUUUAUGUUGUAUGGUAAAAAUAUUUUGGUCAAUAUUUUGGUCAAUUAUAUUUGCUAUGCUAUAUAGAGUUGGAAUGAUAUGGUCACUACUAAUUUCUUUGCUGUAUGGUAAGAAUGUAUGCGUCAUUAACAUUUGCUAUGCUAUAUAACGUUUUAAUGAUUUUGUCAACACUAUUAUCAUAGUUAUAUGAAGUUUAAAUGAUUGAAGUGUCAACGAUCCUAACAAUAUUUCUACUGUCUUUCUUCGUAUAAUGCUAGUUUGAUAGAUUUAUUUUUAUGAGAUAUCCGAGUCUGACUAUGACUAUUUUUUAUAUGGUUUGUGGUAUUUUAAGUACGAAAUAAUCAAAUGCCUAUAUUUGUAGAAAAAAAAUAAGAAAUGAUUUUCAAGCAGUUUGUUAAUUUUAAAGUUUAGUAAAAUACGUUUCUUCUAGUGAAACAUGUCACUGCGUGUGUUGUAUUCUUUGAAUGAUUUAGUCGGAAAUGAUAUUAAUUAAAUGUACCUUCAUCUCUUACUAUGCUUAGGUUAAUACAUUGCUUUAACCCCUAGUGACAAACUAUUUUUUUUUAAUUUUCCAUUCAUCAUCAGCUGAUAUAAGUGAACACCAAUACGUGGGUUGUAUUUGAUUAAAUAGUUCAACCACUUAUCAUUUUAUUAUUAUUAUUUCUCAAGUAACAGUAGCUUAUUAUGUAUAUGUUAAAUAAAGUUUGAAUGAUUUAGUCACUACUAAAUUCUUUGUGGUAUAGUAAGAAUAUUUAGGUCACUUACAUUUGCUAUGUUUAAUAGAGUUUGAAAGAUUUAGUCUCUAAUAUUUGUUAUGGUAUAUUAAUUUUGAAAGAUUUGUUCAUUUUUACUUUCUGUGUUGUAUUUAGUUUGAAUGAUAAGGUCAAUAGUAUUUGCUAUGAUAUAUUGAUUUUGAAAUAAAAAAAAAUCACUUAUACUUUCUGUGUUGUAUUUAGUUUGAAUUAUUUGGUUAUAAGUAUUUGCUAUGAGAUUUUCAAUUUCAAUGAUUUUGUCACUUGUGUUUUGAACAAUAUAUGCAGUUUUAAUGAUUUAGGUUUCUUAUAUUUUCUAUGUUAUAUAAAGUUUGAAUGAUUUGUCAACCAAUACACGCAAUGUUAUAAUUAUGGAGUUUGAAUGAUUUAGUCAAUGCUAUUUGCUAUGUUAUAUAAAGAUUGAAUGAUUUGGUCACUUAUAUUUUUAAUGUUAUAUGGAGUUUGAAUGAUAUAUAUUAUUUAGUUUGAAUAAUUUAGUCAAAUAAAUGAUAUUUGCUAUAUUAUUUUAGCUUGAACGAUUUGAUCGCACACAUUUACUAUAUUAAAUGUAUCCUGAAUGAGUUGGUCAUGUUCAAUGUUAUAUCAACUUUGAAUCAUUUGGCUCUUUUAUAUUUUAUAUGGUAUAUUAAGUUUGAUUUGGUUACCGGGUUGAUUAAUCUGUAUACCUCUUUUCAAAUCAUCUUUACUUGGAAAUUACUUAAGUAAACAUAUGAAAGGAUUUACAACAAUCUUUUCUACAUAGUCUAAUCCCUCAAUUUGUGCCCGUUUAGCCGAGGUUCCCAGCGAAGUAUUAUUAUGAACUAUGUGUGUGUCUUUAAAGUGGCACUCUUACUCAAAAUCAAUACAUACACAUGUAAAACAAACAUAAUUUUUGAGUGAUACACCCUCAACUUCUUAGUAAAUAAUGCAUUUCUGCAAAUUAUUAAUUACUAUUAACAAUAUUAAAACUCUGUAUUUAAUAGCUGAAAGCGCAAAGAUAUUAAAUGAUUGGUGAAUGCUAAAAGAUUUACUGCGAUUUACUAUGGUCUCCUAAGGUAGAAAUACCGUGUUUUCUACGCAUUUCUUUUUAAACUAAACUCGGUAUCCUUCAAAAGAACCAUUUUUUUUUUCGACAUUUGUUCAUCCUUUUUGGUAUAUUAGAACAAUUGUAUUAAAUGUGUUAAAUCUAUGUUGGGAGUAAUAGUGCAUCUUUAUUAAAGCUGCACUCUCACAGAUUGAACGUUUUGGCAACUAAGCCAUAAAACAUUAAUUUUUAAAAGGAAACAUGCAAAUCUGCGCGCUCUGAUCUUUUGUCAGUUAUCAUUUAUCAUUAGUUUGCAGAUAUUCACGCAAAAAUUUCCUCUUUCAAUGACAAAAAAUAAGAAAGUUGUAAAACGGUAAAUCAGUGAGAGUGCAUCUUUAAAGAUUGAAACUAUAUAUACAUGUCUAUGACUACAGUUUAUUUUGCUAACAUAAUGUACAUAUUAGCCUAUGUAUUAAUACAAACUGUUUUCAACUGUGAGAAUUUUGUCUUUUUGAAUAUUUCGAUAGCGAUAAAAUGGUCACAAUCGGGAACAUUCAUUGCUGUGUAUAAACCAGGCUGUAUUUAGUUCUGUGCUAUAAGAUCAAAUACUACAGAUAAUUUGUGUCAUUUUUGUUGUUUUCAUAAGCAGUUUUGAAUAUUUCAUGAGUAAAUACUUGAAGAAAAACAGUAGUUUUAAAACUAAUAGUAAACCUGAUUCUUAUUCACAUUUGCAAGCUUUGGUUGAAAUAUGAUGCAUGUUGAAUAAAAUGUCUAUACAAUGUU
Molecule: messenger RNA, 7802 nt
Organism: Mya arenaria
Lineage: Eukaryota; Metazoa; Mollusca; Bivalvia; Myida; Myidae
Exons: 9
Coding region: 251-2575 (774 amino acids)
Molecular function (GO): protein binding
Source: RefSeq, a predicted model, not a curated record